ACUUCAUUGACGGUGGUUUCAAAGUGGACACGAGGAGAAGGAGAGAAGUGCAGCUCGACAUCAUUUUAUGCACAGUCUAUGGGCAGAAAGAAGAGUGCUGUGGCUCACGGCUGUGGCCCAUGGCUCUAGCUCAAAGGAUGUGAAUAUUGCAACGGGAGCAACACCAGAAGAAGCUGGUGUUUCAGGAUCAGGACAGUUAUAGAUCCAGGCAGUAGGAUGUCUUCAAUCAAGGAAAGAGCCGCAGCCCUAAAUCUCGCAGAAAAACUCUCUGUGGUUCCAGCUUCUGGACAGGUCUUUAAACCAGUCCACAAAUGUCUCCAGUGGCGCUCCCUGAUCACCUACCUCAAGUCCACUGUAACCAUAAAGAGGAGACGCGUCCACAUGAAAUCACACAAUGACUGCUUCCUGGGAUCAGAAGCUGUAGAUGUUGUGGUAGAACAUCUCAAGAUAUCCAUGAAAUUUGAAGAUGUGACACGUCCCAAAGUGCUGUGUGUGUGUCAGGCACUGUUGGAUUGUAAUGUUUUUGAGGCGGUGGGAGCAAAACCAAUGGGGAAAGACCAGAAGCAGGUGUUUCAGGACAGUAAAAACUCUCUUUACAGGUUCAUUGAGGUGCAUAUACCUUCUGUUGACGAGCUGGAGAGGGGUGUUCUUGCAGUGGGACUUCAAGCCUUUUUCUGCAACAUCGCUUCAAAAAAACUGGAGGAGCAGACAAUUCCCCCUCCAUCUCAUGUUGAAAUGCUGGACGGUCCUGACACGGAGAGCCUGGAGGCCUCUGUGGAUAGCUUGAGUUUUAGCCCAAGCAAAGGAAAAACAGUGAUUGAUGAGGUAUGGCAGGAGCUGACUCUUCUCCGUCUCCUGAACCUGGUGGAGAUUCCUGUGUUGGAUGGGAUUCUCCAGUGCAGUCUGAAUCCAGUGUCUCCUCAAAAAACACAGCUGCCUCACAGUCACCCAGAUCUCAUUCACAGCAGCAACCACCUGGACAGGAAGGUCCUCAAGGCUUUCCGGGACUCCCAGGAAGAUGAGUGGCUGUUUGCUGCUAUGGAUUGUCUGGACUUCCUGUCAGACCAGUCAGUGGUGGAUUUGAGCAGGGCUCUACCUCACUGUUUCUCUGAAGACCCUAGCGGAAUACAGAAGUCUUGUUAUGAACAGCCUCUGCUUUCCUCUAGGAGUUUAAACAAUUAUAAACUUUUGGUUUAUGGAGCACUGGCCAAGCACUAUAGCCACACAGACAGAGCUCCACUGAUGCCCCAACAAAUGACUGACAUUUACAAAGCUGUCAUUGAUCUGCUUGUGACGGCCAAGUUGGGCACCGCUCUGGAGGCCUUGCAGUUGUGCCUGAAGCUGUUGCCCAGCAGAAAUAGAGAGGAGCUGCGUCGUCUGCUGACCUUCAUGGCUUUGGCAGCAGAACCACAAGCCAUCAAGCUAGACACUGAAAUGGAAAACAGGCUGGCUGUGAAGAAAUCUUUCUCUAGGGCCAUUCUCCACAGCAAAAAUCUCCCAAAGGAAAAAGAAGACCUGAUGGUUGUCUUCAUGAUCAGCAAUAUUCACGACAUAUUUAAGAUUCCUGGUGCCUUGCACAAACAAGUGAGUGAUAAGUUGGUUCACCUUGUACAAGGGAAGCAGGUUGAUGAGACCGCAGACUCCACAUUCUGUCUGCAAGUCUCAAAGAGGACUUAUGUGGAUUCCACAAAGACAACCACCAAUGAUGAACUAUGGAAACUGCUGGACAAUAUUCACUGCAACAUAAAAAUAUCCAGCAAAGAAAAAAAACGCUUACUUGGACAGUUUUACCAGGCCCACCCAGAGGUUUUUAACCAAUAUUUUGGUGACUCUGCUGUUACUAUUCUUUAAAUUUUGAGUGAGUGAUGAUUUUGAUGUGAUUUGAACUACUGUCACUGGGUGCCCUCUGUACAAAUAAUAACAAACUGAUCAAUUUAAUUAAACGAUUUCAAGCAUU
Boleophthalmus pectinirostris (great blue-spotted mudskipper) is the source of this 1957-nucleotide messenger RNA. RefSeq names its product DEP domain-containing protein 7-like. The coding region runs from base 217 to 1851 and encodes 544 amino acids. Lineage: Eukaryota; Metazoa; Chordata; Actinopteri; Gobiiformes; Gobiidae. The transcript is spliced from 13 exons. The record is from RefSeq and is a predicted model, not a curated record. Gene Ontology annotation, biological process: intracellular signal transduction.